Molecule: messenger RNA, 2163 nt
Organism: Schistocerca piceifrons (Central American locust)
Lineage: Eukaryota; Metazoa; Arthropoda; Insecta; Orthoptera; Acrididae
Product: sodium- and chloride-dependent GABA transporter 1-like
Exons: 11
Coding region: 1-1962 (653 amino acids)
Biological process (GO): sodium ion transmembrane transport
Cellular component (GO): membrane
Source: RefSeq, a predicted model, not a curated record
AUGUCAGAGAGGAUGUACUACUGGGGCGCCGAGCGGAGCGCUGACCCCGACGAGACGUUCAUCGAGUUCUCGGCCAAGGGCGACUCUGGAGGCGGCGCAGGCGACGGCGGCAAGGGGGCGGCUGACGGGGCUGCGGACGCCGUGGUGUCCGCCCCCGCGGUGCUGCCCCCGCCGCCGACGCCUGCGCCGCCUGUGGGGGCGGAGCCGGCUGGCCGCGAGGACGACGCCGACCGCGGCGGCUGGGGGCACAAGCUCGACUUCCUCUUCUCCUGCAUCAGUGUCUCCGUGGGACUCGGCAACGUCUGGAGGUUCCCCUACCUCUGCUACAAGAAUGGUGGCGGAGCGUUCCUGGUGACGUACGCGAUCGCCAUGGUGUUCUGCGGCAUGCCCAUCUUCUUCCAGGAGGUGGCCAUCGGGCAGUACCUGGGAGCCGGCGGCAUGACACUCGUGGGGCAGCUUGUGCCCAUCCUGCAAGGCGUGGGCUACGCGACCAUGACGAUCGUGUUCUUCCUGGACGUGUACUACUGCAUCAUCAUCGCGUGGACGCUGUUCUACCUGAUCGCGACGUUCGUGCAGCUGCCCAGCCUGCCGUGGGAGGACUGCGACAACUGGUGGAAUACGCGCGACUGCAUUACGCCCGGCACGAACGCCACACUAGUGCACAACAGAACCAACCACACCGCCACCCCGGUGGAAGAGUUCUGGGACCGGCGCGUGCUGCAGGUGAGCGCGGGCAUCGACGACCUGGGCGGUCCUCAGUGGGAGCUGGCCGGCUGCCUGCUGCUCGCCUGGGUCCUCGUCUACCUCAUCAUCUGGCGCGGCCUCCACCAGAGCGGCAAGGUGAUCUGGUUCACGGCGCUGUUCCCGUACGCGGUUCUGGCGGUGCUGGUGGUGCGUGCAGUGACGCUGCGAGGCGCUGCCGACGGCCUGCUGUACUACGUGACGCCUCGGUGGGAGGAGCUGGCGUCGCCGGGGCCCUGGAUAGACGGGGCCACGCAGAUCUUCUUCGCCUACAGCAUCGGCACCGGCGCCCUGCCAGCGCUCGGCUCCUACAACAAGUUCCAUCACAACUGCUACAGGGACGCACUCAUCACGUGCGUGGUGAACACCCUGACCAGCCUGGUAGCGGGCUGUGUGACUUUCUCCAUCCUGGGCUUUGUGGCAUCCGAGAAGGGUGCCGAGGUGGCCGACGUGGUGCGUAGCGGGCCGGGGCUUGUGUUCCUCACCUACCCAGAGGUCGUGCUGCAGCUGCCCGGGGCACCUGCGUGGGCUGCGGUCUUCUUCUUCAUGCUCGUUACACUGGGCAUCGACAGUGAAUUCUGCAUUGUGGAGAGCUUCGUGACGGGGGUUGUUGACAACUGGCCUGAUACGCUGCGCCCGCAUCGCCGACGCUUCACAUUUGGGGUAUGCUGCCUCAUGUUGUUGCUGGGGAUCCCCAUGGUCACACAUGGAGGUGCAUAUGUCUUUCAGCUGAUGGACUUCUAUUCUGCAAGUGGAAUGUCUCUGUUGUGGGUGUGCUUCUUCCAGACAAUUGCUAUAUCCUGGAUAUUUGGUGCUGACAAGUUUUGUGACUGUGUGCAACAGAUGAUGGGUGUCAGGCCAGGUCGCUUUUGGUACGCUUGCUGGGUUUUCUGUGCACCACUUGUGAUGCUGGCAAUAUUCUUGUUCUACUUUAUACAAUAUAAACCUGUUACAUAUGGCAAGGACUACACUUAUCCUGUGUGGGCAGAAGUACUGGGUAUUCUCAUCAGCCUUUCAUCUAUGCUGUGGGUGCCUGCUUAUGUCAUAUAUUACCUAGUCACAUCACCAGGGUCUGUUAAGGAGAAUUUAAUACGAGGCCUCAAACCAAAUAUUAAAUCACGCCAAAAGUUGCCUGCAGCCCAGAAGACAGCAGUUAUUCCAAUGUCUGAAAGCAGUGCUGGUUUGCUCACAAAGAACAGUUCAUUUCUUAGCCAACAAUAAAAAUGAACCUAGUUGCUGAAAUGUGGAAAUGAAUAAGUAAGUAACAUGUUUAAAACUCUAAACUCUUAGAGCUAUUAACAUGUGCAAUAAAAGAUGUGGUGAGUGGGAGCAUCAGCAUGAAAGUUAUGAGGCAGUGUUCAAGAUACUGUCGUUCAAGAUGAGCAAACUGAAAGCACAGCAGCUGUGAUUUGAUAAAAUUUA